Arvicanthis niloticus (Nile rat) is the source of this 3003-nucleotide messenger RNA. The record is from RefSeq and is a predicted model, not a curated record. NCBI's taxonomy places the organism in Eukaryota, Metazoa, Chordata, Mammalia, Rodentia, Muridae.
CAGGGCUUAAUGUUUUGAUAUGCUGUGCUUUCUGUUUUACCACGGGAUGCUGUGAAGGCCGCUCAGUCAAGCUCCAAAGUUGUGACAUGGAUGCAAUGACCUAUGAUGAUGUGCAUGUGAACUUCACUCGAGAAGAAUGGGCUUUGCUGGAUCCUUCACAGAAGAGUCUCUACAAAGAUGUGAUGCUGGAGACCUACAGGAACCUCACUGCUAUAGGCUACAAUUGGGAAGACCAUACUAUUGAAGAACAUUGUCAAAGUUCUAGAAGACAUGGAAGGCAUGAAAGAAGUCAUACUGGAGAGAAAAUCUCUGAAUAUACUCCAUGUUGUAAAUCCUUUGCAUAUCAAAGUCACCCUCAAAGGAAUGAAAGAAUUCAUACUGGAGAGAAACCUUAUAAAUGUAAUCAAUGUUGUGAAGUCUUUGCACGUUACAGUCAUCUCCGAAUACAUAAAAGAACACAUACUGGAGAGAAACCCUAUGAAUGCAAUCAAUGUGGUAAAGCAUUUGUAUGUCACAGUCAUCUCCAAAUACAUAAAAGAACACAUACUGGAGAGAAACCCUAUGAAUGUAACCAAUGUGGUAAAGCCUUUGUAUGUCACAAUCAUCUUCGAAUACAUAAAAGAACGCAUACUGGAGAGAAGCCUUAUGAAUGUAACCAAUGUGGUAAAGCCUUUUCAUAUUACAAUAGUCUCCAAGUACAUAACAGAACACAUACUGGAGAGAAACCUUAUGAAUGUAACCAGUGUGCUAAAGCCUUUGUAUGUUACAGUCAUCUCCAAAUACAUAAAAGAACACAUACCGGAGAGAAACCUUAUAAAUGUGAUCAAUGUGAUAAAGCCUUCUCAUAUCAUAAUAGUCUCCAAAUUCAUAAAAGGACACAUACUGGAGAGAAACCCUAUGAAUGUGAUCAGUGUGGUAAAGCCUUUGCACGUCACAGUCAUCUCCAAAUUCAUAAAAGAACACAUACUGGAGAGAAACCCUAUGAAUGUAACCAUUGUGGCAAAGCCUUUGCACGUCACAGUAGUUUCCAAGUACAUAAAAGGACACACACUGGAGAGAAACCCUACGAAUGUAACCAAUGUGGUAAAGGCUUUGCACGUCAAAGUCAUCUUCAAAGGCAUGAAAAAAUUCAUACUGGAGAGAAAUCUCAUGAAUGUAAGACAUGUGGUAAAGCCUUUGCAUGUCACAGUUAUCCUCAAAGGCAUGGAAUAAUUCAUACUGGAGAGAAACCCUAUGAAGUUACUCAGUACGGUGAAGGCUUUGUUCAUCACAGUCUCCAAAUGCAUGAAAUAACACAUACUGGAGAGAAACCCUACAAAUGCAACCAAUGUGGUAAAGCUUUUGCACAUCAUCGUAAUCUUGGAAUGCAUAAAAUUAUACAUACUGGAAAGAAACCCUACAUAUGCAAUCAAUGUGGUAAAGCCUUUACACGACAUAGUCAUCUCAAAAUGCAUCAAAUAACGCAUACUGGAGAGAAACCUUACAAAUGUGAUCAAUGUGGUAAAGCCUUUGCUUAUCAUAGUUAUCUUCAAGUGCAUAAAAGAACACAUACUGGAGAGAAGCCCUAUAAAUGUAAUCAAUGUGGUAAAGCCUUUGCAUAUCAAAGUUAUUUCCAAAUACAUAAAAGAAUACAUACUGGAGAGAAACCCUAUGAAUGUAAGCAAUGUAGUAAGUCCUUUGCCUCUCAUGGUCAACUUCAAAGUCAUGAAAGAAUUCAUAAUGGAGAAAAACCCUACAAGUGUAAUCAAUGUGAUAAAGUCUUUGCACAACAGUGUCACCUUCGAAUGCAUAAAAGAACACAUACUGGAGAGAAACCUUACAAAUGUAAUCAAUGUGAUAAAGCUUAUUCACGACACAGUAAUCUCCAAAUUCAUAAAAGCACACAUACUAGAGAGAAACUCUAUGAAUGCAAGAAAUGUGAUAAAGCCUUUACAUACCAUUAUGAACUUCAGAAUCAUAAAAGAAUGCAUACUGGAGAGAAAUCCUAUGAAUGUAAUCAAUGUGGUAAAGCCUUUGCACUUCAAUGUAAUCUUCGAAUGCAUAAAAUAAUACAUAUUGGAGAGAAGCCCUACAAAUGCAAUCAAUGUGAUAAAGCCUUUUCACGACACAGUUCUCUCUACAUUCAUUAUAGAACACAUACUGGAGAGAAACCUUAUGAAUGUAAUCUAUGUGGUGAAGCCUUUGCAUAUCAUAAUUAUCUCCAAAUACAUAAAAGAAAACAUACUGGAGAGAAACCCUAUGAAUGUAAUCAGUGUGGUAAAGCCUUUUCACAACAGGGUCAUCUCCAAGUGCAUAUGAUAACACAUACUGGAGAGAAACCCUAUGAGUGUGAUCAAUGUGGUAAAGCCUUUGCAUAUCAUAAUAGUCUCCAAGUACAUAAAAGAACACAUACUGGAGAGAAACCCUAUGAAUGUGAUCAGUGUGGAAAAGCCUUUGCACAUCGUUGUCAUCUCCAAGUACAUAAAAGAACACAUACCGGAGAGAAGCCUUACAAAUGUGAUCAAUGUGAUAAAGCCUUUGUAGGUCAGAAUGAUCUUAAAAGACACGAAAGAAUUCAUACUGGAGAGAAACCUUACAAAUGUAAUCAAUGUGGUAGAGCCUUUGUAUGUAAUGCUAGUCUCCGAAUACAUGAAGCCACCCAUACUGGAGUGAAACCUUAUGAAUGUAAGCAAUGUGGUAAAUCCUUUGCCACUCAUGGUCAACUUCAAAAACAUGAAAGAAUUCACACUGGAGAGAAACCUUACAAAUGUAAUGAGUGUGAUAAAGCCUUUGUAUAUAACACUAGUCUCCUCAUACAUAAAGCAACACAUACUGGACUGAAACCUUAUGAAUGUAAGUACUGUAGUAAAUUCUUUGCCUCACAUGUUCAACUUCAAAAACAUGAAAGAAUUCAUACUAGAGAGAAACCUUUAAAAAUGUAGUCAAUGUGGUAAAGCCUAUUCACAAUUAAGUCAUCCCCAAGUACAUAAAAGAACACAUAUUAAAGAGUAAACCUAUGAAUGU